Molecule: messenger RNA, 1173 nt
Organism: Impatiens glandulifera
Lineage: Eukaryota; Viridiplantae; Streptophyta; Magnoliopsida; Ericales; Balsaminaceae
Exons: 3
Coding region: 219-893 (224 amino acids)
Source: RefSeq, a predicted model, not a curated record
UUGAGCACUUGUGCCUAAUUCGGUUUGGAUCUCUUCUUCUUCUUCCUCGGUCUGUGAAUCCUCUGGCUUACAUAUGAAGCGAGAUCUUCUAAUGAAUCAGGAAAUGUAAAUCGGUCUCUAGAAAGAUCAUCUGAACGACCAAGAAAAUAUUGUGCAUUCAUAUUCAUUGGUUGUUCUAUCUAUCGUAUUCUGUAAGUAAGUAAAGAUUUGAGUUAGAAAUGGAUGGAUUUACUGCCGAAGAUUUGUCUACAAUCGGAGGAAUCGCCACUGUUUCCGUCCUCCAUUCCUUUAUCCCAACACACUGGCUUCCUUUCUCCGUCGUAGGUCGAGCUCAGAAGUGGACUCUUUCAAGAACCCUAUUAGUGACUGCAUUUGGAGCAGUUUUACAUGUAUUGUCAACUUCACUCCUUGGCAUAACAGCAAUCACGAUAUCAAAUACAAUUGCUGGCGAAGAAACUGUACACCAACUUGCUUCUCUACUGCUAGUUAUUCUGGGCGGUGGUUACAUUGCGCUAUUUCUGACUGGAAAAGGCGGAGGACACAGCCAUUCGCACAACCAGCCAAUGGAAAAAAUGGCUGUGGCGGGUCUUGUUCUUGUUCCUGCUCUUUCUCCUUGUGCCACCACCCUUCCCGUGUUUCUUGCAGUCCGAAACUCAUCUUCCAUGAUGGUGCUAGCUAUUAUCGUACUGCUUUUCAGUACAAUAACAGUGAUGACCAGUUUGGUGGCUCUGUCGUUCUACGGGGCGAGCCAACUUAAGUUUCACUGGGUGGAGCGAUACGACAAGGUUCUAGUCGGGUCUGUCCUCUGUUUGGUUGGGAUUUUGACGCUCCUUUUUCACGAUCACGGCCAUCACGAUCAUGCGAGUGAGCAUCGCAAAAUAAUUUCUCUAUGAGAGCCUCGUUGUGUUUGACAAAAACUGUUAUUUUCUUGGAAGUAAAAAAGAAGAGGAGAGAAUGAAAGUAGAUGAGUUGUUAUAUAUUUGUGUUCUUCUUAUUAUUACAUAAGUAGAGUGAAAAAUGGACAUACUAAUUCUUGAUCAUGUGAGCUUUGUAUGAUUGCCUAUCUAGCUAGCUAGGCUGUAAUGUUGUCCAUAUUCUUCUUGUAUUGAAGAAAUAUGAAUGCCAGAGUUGUUGAAUCACCAAAUUUAUUUGGAGACUAUAAUUAUUUUUUUU